AUGUUCUAUUCCACCAAUCCGGAUCGGCUACGAUAUAUGCGACAUUUUCAGUACCCAUUGAUCCACACACCAGUGAUCACGCCUACUUUCAAGCAACAUUUCCAUCGUCUUGUCAAAUAUGACGCAUCGUGCUGCAUUGAUCCGAUCGGCGUUGUGUCUAACAACGGUAUAGCAAAACCACGUCCAUCUCCUACUCUUUUCUGUUUUCCUGGUCUUCCAUCAACUCCGUGGCAUGAUACGACUACAUUUGACUGGAUACAACGUCUUGAAGCCAACCGCGACGUGAUUACGAACGAGUACUUGAAACUUUACAAGCAACGAAAUCUAUUGGCUAAAAAUCCAAGUAAUGACAAUGGAUUAAAUAAUCAAGAACAUCAAUUGCAUCAAGGUCAGUGGGACUGGCUCUCAUACGUGACACAGGGUCGUCGACAAGCAGAUUUUGCCAUACAAUGUCCAAAGACAGUCGAAAUCCUUGAGACGAUUCCUGGUUUGAUGACAAACAUACCAUUUGCGUAUGCAUUCUUCUCUAUUUUAAAGCCAGAGUCAAGUAUUAAAGCUCAUUCAGCUCCAUGUAAUCUUCGUCUACGAUGUCAUUUUCCAUUAUUUGUACCAGAAGGUUGUGGUAUUCGAGUUGGUAAUGAAACACGACAAUGGAAAGAAGGCAAAGCAUUUGUGCUAGAUGAUGCAUUUGACCAUGAAGUGUGGCAUCAUGGAAAGAAAGGAGAUCGUGUCUUAUUGCUUUUUGAUGUUUGGCACCCGGAUCUUGUAGAAGAAGAACGUCAUGCUAUUGUUGAAAUGUUCAAAGAUGCAAAAAAUAAGGGAUGGCUCAAGGACGAUAGUGCUAGUUUUUGUUAA
This is a messenger RNA of Peronospora belbahrii, 855 nucleotides long. NCBI's taxonomy places the organism in Eukaryota, Oomycota, Peronosporomycetes, Peronosporales, Peronosporaceae. The record is from the annotation of a GenBank genome assembly.